Messenger RNA from Rotaria socialis, 732 nucleotides. The record is from the annotation of a GenBank genome assembly. Lineage: Eukaryota; Metazoa; Rotifera; Eurotatoria; Philodinida; Philodinidae.
AUGGAAAUUUUACAGACACUUCGCACUCAUAUUAGUAGUAAUCAGGACCUGCUGAUUCCUAAUAUUAAAAUAUUUUCAAGUAUCUUAGAUAACACUGAACAACAAUUAAUCAAGCUGUUGGAAUCUCAAAAUAACCUAUUACACGAAGAUCAAUAUAUAGCGCAGUGUAUUGAUUUAGAAGGACUUGAUGGUUGUGGUAAAUCGACGUUAGCUAUUGAAUUGCAUCAUCAAUUAAAUUUACGCGGGCAAAAGUCUCGUUUACUAUCUACACCACCAAAUCAACUGGUUCCAUUUCGACCUUAUUUUGAUUCACGUCCAGAGUCGAUUCGUCGCGCAUUUUAUAAUCUUGGAAAUAUAAUUGUUUCAUUGGAAUUAAAAAGUCAACCAGAUAUAAUAACUAUUCUUGAUCGAUAUUGGCCAUCGACAAUAGCUUAUCAGUUAGCAAAAGCAAACGAAAACGAUCCAAUAAACAUUUCAUGGCCUAAGUAUCUUGUUCAACCAGCUUCUAUUGUUUAUAUCUAUCUGGAUGAAGAAGAACGUUGUCGACGUAUUGCUCAACGAUCGAUACCUGUGACAUUAGAAGAAAAACAAUUGGCUGCACAAGAAGCUUUUCGUCAUCGUCUUGAUUUUAUCUAUCGAAAUCAUAUACCUAGUUCUCAUCUGCACGCUAUUGAUGGAAAUGCAUUAACGAGUGUCACUGCAGAUAAAAUUUUAAAUUUGUUGUCAAAAUAA